Messenger RNA from Oryzias latipes (Japanese medaka), 965 nucleotides. RefSeq names its product polyglutamine binding protein 1 (gene pqbp1). Gene Ontology annotation, cellular component: nuclear body; cytoplasm. Lineage: Eukaryota; Metazoa; Chordata; Actinopteri; Beloniformes; Adrianichthyidae. Gene Ontology annotation, biological process: alternative mRNA splicing, via spliceosome. The record is from RefSeq and is a predicted model, not a curated record. Gene Ontology annotation, molecular function: ribonucleoprotein complex binding; protein binding.
CGCAGUGACGUCAUAAUCAGGCGCCGGCUCAUCGUUCGUUGUGGUGGUCUGUUGAUUUUAACGAUUGAAAUAGUCGUUUUUAAGAACAGAUGCCUCUACCUCCAGCCCUGCUGGCCCGUUUGGCCAAGAGAGGAAUAGUUAAACCUUCAGAUCAAGAGAUAGAGGAGGAGAUCAUCGCUGAAGAUUAUGAUGACAACAAUGUUGACUAUGAAGCCACUCGGUUAGAAAAUCUUCCCCCAAAUUGGUACAAAGUGUUUGACUCGACGUGCGGUCUUCCUUAUUACUGGAACAUUGAGUCCGAUCUGGUUUCCUGGCUUUCCCCAAAUGAUCCGUCAGCGGUUAUAAUGAAAGCUGCCAAAAAAGCAAAAGAUGGAGGAGAGGAAAGGGUUGAGAAGCCAUCAUUUGAGAAGCCCGACAGAGAACGAGAGCGCGACAGGGAGAGAGACAGAGAUCGAGAGCGUGACCGAGACCGGGACAGAGACAGAGAGAGGGACGAUGCAAGAGACCGGGACAGAAGACGGCAAAGAAAAGACGACAUCGCGCCGUACAGCAAGAACAAACGAGGAAGAAAAGAUGACGAGAUGGACCCCAUGGAUCCCAGUGCUUAUUCUGACGCUCCAAGGGGGUCGUGGUCCAGUGGUCUCCCCAAGCGAAAUGAAGCAAAGACGGGUGCCGACACCACCGCAGCCGGACCCUUGUUCCAGCAGCGGCCGUAUCCUAGCCCUGGAGCCGUGCUCCGGGCCAACGCGGCCAACCAGCAACCCAAGGAGUGAGCAGGAUCCCCGUCAGGACAGCAGCUCGUGCAGACGUGCUUUGGUUUCCGUUUUUGUGGUGACGGGUCUCGCUUUAGACGUGUUCUGAGUGUCCCAAGCAUCCUCACGUCAAAACUUGUAAAUAUGUUUUUACACCUGCAGAUGAGUUUGUUUCCUCUAGAAUUAAUGAACAUAAUAAAUUUGACAAAAGAA